This is a messenger RNA of Geodia barretti, 3093 nucleotides long. The record is from the annotation of a GenBank genome assembly. NCBI's taxonomy places the organism in Eukaryota, Metazoa, Porifera, Demospongiae, Tetractinellida, Geodiidae.
AUGAACCUGAUAAGGCUGGCCAUCGACCGGCCGAUCGCGGUCGUCGCCGCGAUCCUGAUGGUGGUCAUGUUCGGUCUCGUCGCGCUGCAGACGAUCCCGAUUCAGCUCACGCCCGAUGUCCGAAAGCCGGUCCUCACCGUCGAAACCUUCUGGCCCGGCGCGGCGCCAGCCGAGGUCGAGCGCGAGAUCAUCACGCAGCAGGAGGAGGUGUUCAAAGGCCUCGAGGGGCUGAGCCGCAUGAUCGGAUCGGCCGACGACGGUGUUGGCGAGAUCGAGCUGGAGUUCGCCGUCGGGACCGAUAUGGACAAGUCGCUCGUGCUGGUGGCCAACCGAUUGGAUCGGGUGCCCGACAAGCCGAGCGACGCCGCCGAGCCGAUCAUCAGCUCGGCCGGCUCGGAGGACCAGCCGAUCGCCUGGUUCAUCCUCUCCCGCAAACCCGGCAACGAGCGCCCGAUCCACACCUACGGCGAUUUUGUGGAGGACGUGAUCCAGGAGCGCCUCGAGCGGGUGCCGGGGGUGGCGCGGGUGAAUAUGUUCGGCGGCACCACGCGGGAGCUUCGGAUCACGGUCGAUCCCGAGCGCAUGGCCCGCUACGGCCUCACCGUGAGCGAGAUCGCAGACGCGCUCAGGCGGUCGAACGCCUCGACCUCUGCCGGCGAUAUCGAGGAGGGGAAGCGCCGCUACGUGGUGCGCACCGACGGUGAGCUCAACACGCCCGAGCGGGUCGCCAGCGUCGUUCUGCGCUCCGACAGCGACCCUCUCUCGGGCCGGAUCGGCCGGGUCACCAUGGGCGAUAUCGCCACCAUCGCUUACCGCCACAAGGAGCCCAUCGCCCGCAUUCGCCAACUCGGCGAGCCGGCGCUGGCCGUCAACGCGGUGCGCGACGCCGGCGCCAACGUGAUCGAGACCAUGGCGAGCGUAAAGGAGGCCGUGGCGGAGCUGAACGCCGCGGCAAUUCCUCAGGCGGGACUCGUCUUCCAGCAAGUCUAUGACGAAACCGACUACAUCAAUUCCGCCAUCGAUCUGGUGCAGCAAAACAUUUUCGUCGGUGGCGCGCUGGCGGCGCUGAUUCUGAUGCUGUUCCUGCGCUCAUUCUCCGCCACCCUCAUCGUCUCGAUCGCGAUCCCGGUUUCGGUCGUGGGCUCAUUCGUUGCGAUGGCGCUUCUCGGGCGCUCGAUCAACGUGAUCUCUCUCGCGGGCCUCGCGUUUGCCGUCGGCAUGGUGGUGGACGCGGCGAUCGUCGUGCUGGAGAACAUUUACCGGCUCAGGCAGAGCGGCUACGGGCGGCUGCAGGCCGCCUACCACGGCGCGCGGCAGGUCUGGGGCGCGGUGUUCGUCUCGGCUGCGACCACGGUGCUCGUUUUCGUGCCGAUCCUGGUCAUGGAGCUCGAAGCCGGCCAGUUGUUCCGCGAUAUUGCCGUGGCCAUCUCGGUCUCGGUCGUCCUUUCGCUGAUUGUGGCGAGCACCGUGAUUCCCUCGCUCGCCAGCCGGAUCCUCGGGCGCAGACGCAGGGGCGAGCGUGGCGCCUCCGGUGCACAAGCCGUUACGGAGGAAGCGCCUUACCGGCUUCGCCUGCCGAUCAUCGACGAUGCUGCCGCGCUGCUCGUCCGCAUCAUCCUGGGCUUCACCGGCUGGGUUGUACGCCGCCGUCUGCGCGCCGCAGCAGUGGCGGUGGUGGUUUGCGGCGGUGCGCUCUUCGUCUCGUGGCUGCUGCUGCCCAGGCUCGACUAUCUGCCGACCGGCAACCGCAACCUGGUGUUCGGCGUCCUCCUGCCGCCGCCGGGCUACAAUCUCGAAACCACCAUGGGCAUCGCGCGCUCGGUCGAGGACGCUGUGCGUCCUCUCUGGGCAUCGGAGACCGGGCCUGAUGCGGCACCCGGCGAGCCGCCGAAGAUACAGCGCUUCUUCUUCGUGACCUUUCGCGAUCAGGCGUUCGUUGGCGCGAUUGCGGUCGAGCCUGACCGUGCCGGUGAGCUGAUCGACCCGAUCCGCCGACCGGUGUUCUUCGAGCCCGGCACCUUCGGCUUCGUGAGCCAGGCGUCGCUGUUCGGCCGCGGGAUCGGCGGCGGGCGCAAGAUCGACGUCGAUAUCUCUGGCCCGGACCUUGAGACCGUGCUCGGCAUCGCGCUUCAGGCGACCGGCCUCGUCGCGCAGGCCCUGCCCUUCGAUCAGGGCAACCAGUUCCGCCCCAAACCCGGCCUUGAACUUGGCGCCCCGGAGGUGCGCCUCCUCCCGGAUCCCAUCAAGCUCGGCGACAACGGGAUCUCCGUGCGCGAAUUCGGCGCCACGAUCGCGGCAUACAACGACGGGCUCAAGGUCGAUGAGGUGACCAUCGAUGCGAAGCGGUUCGACCUGGUGCUGGCGGGGCCGGACGCCAACGUCGACCGCACCCAGGGCAUCGAGAACCUGCCGGUGGUUACGAGGGCGGGCGCCACGAUACCGGCAAGCUCCCUCGCCGAUAUCGUGGUCACCGCAGGCCCGACGAAGAUCCGCCAUGUCGAGCGUGAGCGCACGAUCUCGCUGGAGAUCCGCCCCGCCGCGGACAUUCCCCUCGAGGUCGCGAUGGAGAGGCUGGAGACCGGCGUCAUUCAGGCGCUGGAGGGUCGCGGGCUGCCCCCGGGAGUGAAAAUCAGGCUCUCCGGCACCGCCGACGAUCUUGAGGCAACCUGGGAUGCGAUGGCGAUGAAUUUGGUGGUCGCCAUCGCGAUCGUCUACCUCAUCAUGGCCGUGCUGUUCGAGAGCUUCGUCUAUCCCUUCGUCAUCAUGCUCUCGGUGCCGCUCGCCGCCGCAGGCGGCGUCCUGGGGCUUGCGGCGGUCAACACCUAUGCGUUUCAGCCCCUCGAUAUGCUGACCCUCCUCGGCUUCGUCAUCCUGGUCGGCAUCGUCGUCAACAACGCCAUUCUGCUCGUCCAUCAGACCCUGUUUCACAUGCGGGAGGAGCAGAUGGCGGUUGCAGAUGCGAUCACGACGGCAACCAGGAACCGGAUCCGACCGAUCUUCAUGUCGACGCUCACCAGCGUGUUCGGGAUGUGCCGCUGGUGCUGUUCCCCGGCGCAGGGUCGGAGCUCUACCGCGGGCUCGGGUCCGUCGUAA